This is a messenger RNA of Dipodomys ordii (Ord's kangaroo rat), 903 nucleotides long. RefSeq names its product zinc finger protein 239-like. Gene Ontology annotation, cellular component: nucleus. The record is from RefSeq and is a predicted model, not a curated record. The coding region runs from base 1 to 903 and encodes 300 amino acids. NCBI's taxonomy places the organism in Eukaryota, Metazoa, Chordata, Mammalia, Rodentia, Heteromyidae. The transcript has a single exon.
AUGGCUCUCAGAACUUGCUCUGACUCCAAACUCUAUGAGUAUCGGGAGUUUGAAGAAAAGCCGUGUAAAUGUACGUGUGGGAGAGCCUUCAGCGACCCCCAGUGCUUCCAGAACGCUGACAGCACCAACGCAGGAGUGAGAACCCACGAGUGUCAGCAGUGUGGGAAUGUCUUCAGUCAUCCCACUUCCCCUGAAAUGUUUGCGAGCACCGUACAGAAACUGUUUGUGUGUCAGCAAUGUGGGAAAGCGUUUCGUUCUUCCAGUUACAUUAAAAUUCACGAAAGGACGCACAGUGGGGAGAAGCCUUACGUGUGCAGCUACUGUGGGAAGGCCUUCCGGCAGUCAAGUCACCGCAUCCGACAUGAAAGGACUCACACCGGAGAGAAGCCGUGUGUGUGUGAGCAGUGUGGGAAAACCUUCUAUUCUUUGAGUGAUGUUCGAAAGCAUGAACGAAUUCACAGUGGUGAGAAACCUUUUCUGUGUAAAGAGUGCGGGAAAGCCUUCAGUGACUCAAGCUCCUUGCACAAACAUAAAAUAACCCACACUGAAGAGAAGCCCUAUGUAUGUAGACAGUGUGGAAAAGCCUUCAGGUCCUGCGGCUAUCUGACCAUACACGAGAGGACUCACACUGGAGAGAAGCCUUACGUCUGUAAUCAGUGUGGGAAAGCAUUCGGGCAAUCCAGUCACUGUCUCAUCCACGAGAGAACUCACACUGGAGAGAAGCCCUAUGUGUGUAAGCAGUGUGGGAAAGCCUUCUUUACUCUCAGUGGUCGUCGGAAACACGAGCGAACUCACAAUGAAGAGAAACCCUUCCCCUGUAACGAAUGUGGAGAAGCCUUCAGUGAUUCCAGUUCCUUACACACACACAAAAUAAAACACUGGGGAGAAGCUUUAUGUAUGUAA